Messenger RNA from Melanotaenia boesemani (Boeseman's rainbowfish), 1339 nucleotides. RefSeq names its product forkhead box D5 (gene foxd5). Bases 150 to 1205 code for a protein of 351 amino acids. Gene Ontology annotation, biological process: cell differentiation; regulation of transcription by RNA polymerase II; anatomical structure morphogenesis. The record is from RefSeq and is a predicted model, not a curated record. Gene Ontology annotation, molecular function: DNA-binding transcription factor activity, RNA polymerase II-specific; RNA polymerase II cis-regulatory region sequence-specific DNA binding. NCBI's taxonomy places the organism in Eukaryota, Metazoa, Chordata, Actinopteri, Atheriniformes, Melanotaeniidae. The transcript has a single exon.
GCCAGAUAUGCGCUUUUACGCACUAGACAGGAUCGUGUGGAUUUUACGCACAGCAAACCAUUAAGGCCACUUUGGCACAGAUUCUUCCCCCCCAGUUUUGGCGGGUUUUUUUGUUGUUGUUGUUGCUUUUUUAAACACUGCGUGUGACCAUGACUCUGUCCAGUGAAUUUGACGCAUUACAGCACACGGGGUUGCAUUUAGAAGAGGGUGAGGUUGACAUAGAGGGUGAGGAAGAGAUUGUCAAUCGGCGGUUAAAUGGAAAUGCAUGUUCUACAGACCCCGGAUCCUCAGCAGAAUAUUGCCCUGAGUUUGACUCUUCAGAGCCCGACUCGUCAGGGGAAAGUGAGAACAGUUUCUGCGUUAACGCACCGUCGUCAAAAGUCCAGAGCACUUCGGUAAAACCUCCUUACUCCUACAUAGCUCUCAUCACCAUGGCCAUCCUACAGAGCCCUCUGAAGAAGCUGACACUGAGUGGCAUUUGUGACUUCAUCAGCAACAAGUUUCCCUACUACAGAGACAAGUUCCCCGCUUGGCAGAACUCGAUCAGACACAAUCUUUCCCUCAACGACUGUUUCAUCAAGAUUCCAAGAGAGCCUGGAAAUCCGGGAAAGGGGAACUACUGGUCUCUGGACCCUGCAUCGGAGGACAUGUUCGACAAUGGCAGCUUCCUUCGACGCAGGAAACGGUUCAAGAGGAAUCAGGCGGAGUUCGGCAAAGAUGGACUUAUGUUUUAUUCCCACUUAAGCUGCUACCGGCCGUACGGGCAUCCAUACAACAUACAGGGCCAGGUUAGCCCCACAUCUGCUGCUACUAUUUGCUACAACCCACUGCAGGAUGGCACCAUGAUGCUUCCCUCUUCCUACCACAUUCUACCACGCGCUCUGAACAGUCAGGGGAAGAUCACUGGGCCUAAAGACUCGAGUGCGCAUCCGUGCGUAACAGAAGCAAAACCUGGCUCGCAUGUGAAAUGCUCUUUCAGCAUUGACAGCAUUAUGAGCAGACCUUGUCCUGUCAGGCAGCAGAACCUAAACCUGCCACACAGCCCUCACAACGGUCUUGGAUAUGGCCGUUACAUGUCGAGCCCAAGUGCCUGCUUGCUACCGACGCUUCUGCAGCCUUCAAGGACUCCUUUCUGCCCUCAUCCCAUGCUGAGUGCUGCUCCUGUGAUAAAUGAGCAUUUCAGACUCUCACACCCCCGCUGCUGAGGCCUACAAGAAACUGUACAGUUGAUUGUUAUGGUUUAUUUCUUAAAGAAAUGUUGUAUGCAUGAUAUUUAUGUUUACUUAUAUUAAAAAUGUGUCUUCAAAAAUAAGAAGUGUAAAUAAGAUGAGUGGUAAUA